UUGAAAGAUGCACAAGAGAAUUGUUGGUUUCGGUUUCUUCAAAAGAAAGAACGUGAAGUUGAAGAGGAAGAACUGAAAAAACUGAAAGAAAAACAAGAACGUCGUCGACUGGAAAGAGAACAACAAGAACGCGAAAUGGCCGAGAAGAAGCUCCUGGAAGACGAACGCAGAAAAAAAGAAGAGGAAGACCGCCGAGUACGUCAGGAAGAAGAAAAAAGAAAGAAAGAAGAGGAGAAAAACAAACGGCAGCAAAUGAUCGGCUUAAACUUUCCGACUGGUCAAGGCGGUAGAAAUUUUGUCAUACCGAUAAAGACGGAAAAGAACGACAAGUUCGGAAAUAUUGUGCAAGCAAAACAAGAGAUGGGGAUGACCAAAGAUCAGCAGGAAGAAGCAAAAAAGGUGUUCAUGGUUACCGUACGUAAUGCAAUUCCGGAGGCGUCGGAAAUUCUUGCAAACGAACUGAAAGCGAAAAUCAAAGAACUUCAUAAUCGAAUUUGUAAACUCGAAACGGAUAAAUACGAUUUGGAAAAGCGCCACGAGAGACAACAGUACGAUCUGAAAGAACUGAAUGAACGAUCUCGACAAGUGGCGAGAAACGCCGAUGGCAGGAAAGGCCGUGACGCCGAGACCGGUGGCCGCCACCCGCCAAAGGUGCAGGUAUUUUCAAAAUACGAUCGCCAAAUUGAUCGACGAAACUUCAAAGAAAGAAGAUCCAUGUACGAGCACAAAAACGCAUUUCCAUGUUUUCCUGGAGUUCCACCACCACCAACAAUCUUCCAGAAAAUAAUUAAGAAAUACGAAUAUGAAACUCAAGAAGACGAAGAGGUUGGUAGUAAAUCCUUUCAGAACUUUUUUCGGUUCACUGAAGGCGUUUGGUGA
Angiostrongylus costaricensis is the source of this 879-nucleotide messenger RNA. Lineage: Eukaryota; Metazoa; Nematoda; Chromadorea; Rhabditida; Metastrongylidae. The record is from the annotation of a GenBank genome assembly.